CACUUAGCCGACCAGCGUAGUCUCCAGGAUGAGCCCCAAAAAUGUGGUCUUCAAGAAGGUCUGCAAGGACAAGUCGGUGACAGUGUACAUGGGUAAGCGGGACUUUGUGGACCGCGUGGACUCAGUGGACCCUGUGGAUGGCGUCAUUUCUGUGGACACUGAAGCUUUGCAGGGAAGGAAAGUGUUCGUCACCCUGUCCUGCGUGUUUCGGUAUGGCCGGGAUGACAUGGACGUGAUGGGGAUUGCAUUCCGACGGGAGCUGUACCUCUCAACGCGGCAGGUGUACCCCCCUCUGCAGGAUCGGGACAAGGCCGUGCACACCAAGACCCAGGCCAAGCUACUGCGCAAGCUUGGAGACAAUGCCUAUCCAUUCUUCUUCGAGUUUCCAGAUAACCUGCCCUGCUCUGUGGCCAUGCAACCGGCCCCCUCUGACGUUGGAAAGCAAUGUGCCGUGGAGUUUGAAAUCAAAGCCUUCAGCGCAGAGAGGCAGGACGCCAAGAUCAAGAAGAGGAGUGCGGUUCGUCUGAUGCUGAGGAAGGUCCAGUAUGCUCCAGAGAGCCAGGGCCCUGCUCCAUCUGUGGAGGCCACCCGUGAGUUCACCAUGUCUGACCGCCCACUGCAUGCCAAGGCCAGUCUGGACAAGGAGGUCUACUACCACGGAGAGCCCAUCAAAUUGCACCUGCAGGUCACCAACAACUCCAGCAAGAACAUUAAGAACAUCAUUGUUUCUGUGGACCAGGUGGCCAACGUGGUGCUCUACUCCAACGACAGCUACACCAAGUCCGUGGACAUCGAGGAAUGUGGGGAUUCUGUGCCCGCUGGAGACAGUCUGAAGAAGACUUACACCCUGCUGCCAUUGCUGGCCAACAACAGGGAGAGGCGUGGCAUCGCACUGGAUGGAAAACUCAAGCAUGAAGACACCAACCUGGCUUCCACCAGCAUAGUGAAGGAGGGCGCGCUCAAAGAGGUGAUGGGGAUCAUGGUGUCCUACAGGGUCAUGGUCAAACUCAUCGUCGGAGGAAUGAUGGGCUCCAGUGAAGUCGGACUAGAGAUCCCCUUCAAACUCAUGCACCCAAAACCAGAUGCAGUGAAGGAGAGCGAGUUGGAGGAGGAGCUGGUCUUCCAGGAGUUCAAACGCACUUACCUGAAAGGCAUGCUGGGAGAUGAUGAUGAUGAGGAGGAGGGCAACGUGUCAGGAGGAGAUGACAUGGCACCCAAAGAGAAGUAACCCAGCAGCUCCCAGGCACCCAGCACCCACCCAUAAAGGACUUCCAGAGUGGUCUUUGUUGGGUAAAAUUCUGGUCCAAGUGGCCAGACUUUCAAUCAGUGAAUGCAGUAUCAUAGACAACUAGUGUUUAAGGG
Periophthalmus magnuspinnatus is the source of this 1362-nucleotide messenger RNA. It is a transcript of the gene saga, whose product is annotated as S-antigen; retina and pineal gland (arrestin) a. Gene Ontology annotation, cellular component: photoreceptor inner segment; photoreceptor outer segment. Bases 29 to 1228 code for a protein of 399 amino acids. The record is from RefSeq and is a predicted model, not a curated record. Gene Ontology annotation, molecular function: G protein-coupled receptor binding. Gene Ontology annotation, biological process: G protein-coupled receptor internalization; signal transduction. NCBI's taxonomy places the organism in Eukaryota, Metazoa, Chordata, Actinopteri, Gobiiformes, Gobiidae. The transcript has 15 exons.